AUGAGUGGAUCCAGGACAUCUUCAAGCUCGGCAGGCGCUUCUAAGACCACAAAGGUCAGGGAGCCCAGGAUGCAGGAUCAGGGGUUCCCCAUAUCUACAAUAGGACAGGGCCAAGGCCUACUUCUGGGACAGGCAACUCCGCAAGCUCAAUCGGAGGCACGCCGAUCUCAAGAGACUUCCGAAGAGUUGCUGGGUCACAAAGAGGAGAAGAAAUCAAGCAUGCGGUCCGCCCUCUCUAGCAUUAAAGAUAAAGCAAAGCGGUUCUCUUUCUCGUCCUCCUCGAGCAAGGACAAUACUGCACUCCCAGAGUCUGAGGCAGAGGCUGAGAAGGCGAAGGCGAAGGAGGUCGAGGAAGACAAAAGGAGGACUGAAUGA
This is a messenger RNA of Didymosphaeria variabile, 375 nucleotides long. RefSeq lists its product as uncharacterized. The coding region runs from base 1 to 375 and encodes 124 amino acids. The transcript is spliced from 2 exons. The record is from RefSeq and is a predicted model, not a curated record. NCBI's taxonomy places the organism in Eukaryota, Fungi, Ascomycota, Dothideomycetes, Pleosporales, Didymosphaeriaceae.